Messenger RNA from Dreissena polymorpha, 3193 nucleotides. RefSeq lists its product as uncharacterized. The record is from RefSeq and is a predicted model, not a curated record. The transcript is spliced from 2 exons. Lineage: Eukaryota; Metazoa; Mollusca; Bivalvia; Myida; Dreissenidae. The coding region runs from base 272 to 2782 and encodes 836 amino acids.
UUUUCAUUAUUAACCGAUUGGCGAUCCAUAUCAUCGGUUGAAAAUCUCGAAAAAUCGGUUGUUUUUUAUCCGAUAGUGAAAUAAAUUUAGUGGUGUCACACCGCACCGUUUUUAUGAAACAUCGUUGACGAUUCGUUGGUCUAAAACGAAAGAGCUAAUCAGAAGUGUUUUAACAGAAAUAUUGCACACCGCGCGGUUUUUAUUAAAACAUCGUUGACGAUUCGUCGGUCUAAAACGAAAGAGCGAAUCAGAAGCGUUAUAACAGAAACCGAUGUACAAAUUCAGCAUGGAGUCUGGUGGCAAGAAAAGAAAACUCAGUCUUUUAGACUUUGGCUUUAAAGCUAAAUCUGGCUCAGAUGAUGGUUCUGCGAACCUAAACACUAGUGAAGCAAUGGCAGUUGAUGUGACACCAUUGCAGAGCAACAUAGAUCAGCCGACAGUUUCAGGGAGUGAUAGCAACAUAGAUCAGCUGACAGUUUCAGGGAGUUAUAUGACAGAUACGGAUAAGCCUACCAGUUCGGAAAAAUCAUCAGAUUCUGGGAGUCAAGAAAAGCACAAGCCUUUUACUGAUGAUGAGUGUCUUACUUUGACACAGUCAUUAUUUGAAAGUUGUACCAACAAAGUUCACAGUCGAUAUUUAUGUCAACAAGCUUUCUGCAGCGAUAUUUCUGACUCUGAAAAGAAAAGACUUUCACCAAAAAAGUUUAAUCAUAGCAAGUUAACUGAUUAUUGGUGGCUGUCAUUUGUUGAGGGGCAGGGAAUGUACUGUAUAUUAUGUAAAAAGCAUAACUUAAAGCAUAAAUUAAACAAAAGAGAUGUUUUUGUUACCACACCUGCUACUAGAUUCUUGGAGGAUGCUCUUAAAGUUCAUGCUGCUUCUCAAAUGCACAAAUCAGCCAUUGAAACAGAAAUGGUUCAGAAAUUGUCAAUUUUUCAUACUGAAGUGUGUCACAAAAAGAAUGUUGAAUCGUCUUUAUAUGAAAAAGUUUUUUCCACUGUUUACUUUCUUAUGAAAAACUUUGUUUCAAAUAGGAAAUUGUUGCCAUUGUUAGAUAUGAUUGAAAAUGUCUUUGAGUAUGAGAAUUUAAGAUUUUUUAACCACAAGUCUGCUGGUUCACAAAGGGAUUUUUUUCUGUUACUUGGUGAUACAGUCAAGGAUAGUGUAAUAGAGAAAGCUCACAAGGCCCAAGCAUAUGGUUUGCUGACAGAUGAAGUAUCAGAUAUUAGCGUGACAGAACAUUUGAUUACAUUUAUUCAGUAUUUUGAUCAGGAGCUAGGCAGUGUGCAAACAUCAUUUCUUUCUUGUCAGAACAUUUUUGAACAUUAUUCUUCAGCAAAUGCCAAGGCCAUCUCUGAUCUUCUUCUUGAGUCAAUAAACACAAGUGGGCUUGAUCUUGGUAAAUUUACAGGAUUUUCCUCUGAUGGCGCAUCGGUAAUGGUUGGGAAAAAAGGAGGGGUUGCUACAUUACUUAGAGAGAAGUGCCCAACUCUUAUAAAUGUUCACUGUAUAUGUCAUAAACUCGCCCUUUCUUGUACAGACAGCAAUGAAGGCAUAAAGUAUGUGAAAGAAGUAGAACUUGUUCUAAGGCAGUUGUGGAACUAUUUUGAAAACUCACCCAAAAGAAUGGCAUGUUAUCUUAAGGUACAGAUGGAACUUAAAGGAUUAAAUUUGAGUAAAGGUGCAUCUAAGAAAGUUGCUUCACGCUUGAAGAAAGCCUGUAGGACCAGGUGGUUAAGUCUUGAUUCUUCUGUUACAGCAGUCUACAAUGACUAUGAAGCUUUAUUACAAACUUUAGAUCUUGCUAAAACUGAAGAUGCUAUUGCUUUGGGACUUUCUAAGAAAAUAAGAAACAUAAAAUUUCUUGGUGUUAUUUACAUUCUGAGACAUAUACUUCCUGUGUUGUCACAUCUGUCAAGAGUUUUCCAGAGUAGCUCUUUCAAUUUUUCUGCCAUUAUCCCUGAAGUCAAUAGUGCAAAAGACAAACUUGAUAGUAUUCUUCAAGAAGAAACACCAAUUACGGCUUUGCAAAGUGAUAUAGACUCAAUUAAUAACAUCAGUGCUGAACUCUCUUUGAACUCAAAAGCCAUGAAUGAAAUUCAGUCUUUAUUCAAAAAUUACAUUGCUGCUUUGAAAAACAAUAUUGACCAAAGGUUUACUGAUACUUCAGAAAUCAUAACCUCAUUUAGUAUUUUUGAUAUCCAGGGUAUUCCAAAUGAUACAGCACAGUUUAAGGAAUAUGGUAAUAGAGAAGUACAGAUACUUGCUAGACAUUUCUACAGAGGAGAAAAUGGAGAAGAAUUGUCUGAUCAGCUUAAAACAGAGUGGAAUGGAAUGAAAUACCAUCUUAGGGAUAUUUUAAAACCAAAAUUUCCACAUAACUCUACAUCCAAGAUGACAAGCACAGAGAGGUGUUUAAUACAACUGCUAUCUGUCCCUAUUUAUAAGCAGUUCUUCCCCAAGUUAACAUUUAUUGCUGAAGUUGCAGCUUCACUUCCUGUCACAAAUGCCUGGCCGGAGAGAGGAGCAAGUUCUUUAAAAAAUAUUAAAACUAUACACAGGAAUAGAAUAUCCAAUGACAUGUUAGAAGCUUUGUUACAGGUGACUAUAAAUGGGCCAAGAUGCGAGGAUUCUGGUGACAUUGUUAAGCAGGCAGUUUCGAAAUGGCUCAGUAUUAAAAAUAGAAAAAAAUUAGCAGAACCUUUGUCAGUGAAAAAGAAAAUAGGUUCAGCUACUCCUUCUACUAGUGACACUUGUGUUCAAACAGACCCUGUCAUGUUAUAAGAUCAGGAAGAAUUGAGGGAAGAGAUCAAAGCAGCUAUUAAGACAUUUAAUUUAGAGGAUGAUUCAGAUUCUAGCAGCAGUGCCAGUUACAGUGAUAGUGACUCUGACUAGUCUCUUGCGAGAUGUAAAUAAAAUGUGAAGUUCUCAUCAGGUAAACUUAAUUUUAAUAAAAAAAAUAAUAUUGUUUUCUUCUCUUGUCUUAUUUCCUUUUUGUCAAUCAUGAAUUUCAGCCAGAGCACUGAUAUCUAUUAGCCAAAGUUGCAUAUUCAUUUUUUUCUCGGGGGGCUUCGCCCCCCUGAACCCCCUACCAGGCGUUGCCCUGGACCCACGGGGGGCCUAGGCGGCCCCCUAGACCCCCGGCCUAAUCUGUUGCUUUAUUAAAAAAAUCGGUUGUUUCAGAUAAUAAUGAAA